Eruca vesicaria subsp. sativa (arugula) is the source of this 1170-nucleotide messenger RNA. The record is from the annotation of a GenBank genome assembly. NCBI's taxonomy places the organism in Eukaryota, Viridiplantae, Streptophyta, Magnoliopsida, Brassicales, Brassicaceae.
AUGCAAAACCAGCUUGCUACUGCUACCAGGACCAACAUUGGCGGAGAUGACACUGACAUGUUGCCUAUCGUGUGUGACAACGGAACUGGAAUGGUCAAGGCGGGACUAGCUGGAGACGAUGCACCAAGAGCUGUGUUUCCAAGCAUCGUUGGCAGUCCACGAGACAUGGGAGGGAUGCUUGGAAUGUCUCAGAAGCAGUCCUAUGUGGGAAAAGAAGCUUACGCCAUGAGAGAUACUCUAACACUUGAAUACCCAAUCGAUCGUGGUAUCAUUAACAAUUGGGAUGCCAUGGAGAUGAUUUGGCACCAUACUUUCUACAAUGAGCUACGUGUGGCGCCUGAAGAACAUCCUGUGCUUCUCACUGAUGCUCCUCUAAACCCAAAGGCUAAUCGGGAGAAGAUGACUCAGAUCAUGUUUGAGAUCUUUAACGUUCCUAAAUUAUACGUUGCCCUUCAAGCCGUUCUCUCUCUCUAUGCCAGUGGUCGUACUACAGGUAUUGUGGUGGAAUCAGGAGAUGGUGUAAGCCAAGCAGUUCCCAUCUACGAAGGUUUCGUAGUCUCAGAGGCGAUCUUGCGUCUAGACCUAGCAGGCCGUGACAUCACCAACUACCUCACCAAGAUCAUGAAUGAACGUGGCUACACGACAACCGCCGAGCGUGAGAUUGUCAGAGACAUCAAAGAGAAACUAGGUUACGUAGCUCUUGACCACAGCCAAGAAAUGGAGGAAGCUAAUGCUAGCUCGGUUAUCGAUAGAACCUACAAGCUUCCAGAUGGUCAAGUGAUCACAUUAGGAGCCGAGAGAUUCAGGUGUGCUGAGGUUCUUUUUCAGCCCUCCUUGGUGGAGAUGCAAACUUGUGGUAUUCAUGAGAUGGCUUAUAAUUCAAUCAUGAAGUGUGGUAUUGACACAAGGAAGGAUUUGUUUGGAGACAUUGUGUUGAGCGGUGGCACAACGAUGUUCCCUGGCUUUGCUGACAGGAUGCUCAAAGAGAUCGGUGCGCUUGCACCUGAUAGCAUGAAGCUUAAAGUUGUGGCUCCUCCUGAAAGGGCGAACAGUGUUUGGAUUGGAGGCUCCAUUUUGGCUUCUUUAGACAGUUUUCAACAGAUGUGGGUGACUAAGGCUGAGUAUGACGAAAACGGACCAGGCAUUAUUCACAGAAAAUGUUUCUACUAA